AGGCAGUCGACCGCAACCGCUGCAGCCUUCACUCAGCCAACCUCUACUGCAACCACAGAGGCUGUGGAUAACAGGUGCAGUACGAUAGACUAGAGACUAAAUAUUCCUUUUGAUUUAAGUUCUGUUACCCUGUCUUCAUUCAUAAUGAAAUGUGUCGUGUGAGUAACUAACCUUGACAGUAGCCUAUAUGUAGAUGUUACUAACCUAGACAGUAGCCUAAAGUGCAUUCGGAAAGUAUUCAGACCCCUUGACUUUUUCCACAUUUUUGUUAUGUUACAGCCUUAUUCUAAAAUGGAUUGUUGUCCUGGAAGGUUCUCCCAUUUCCACAGUGGAGCUCUGUCAUAGUGAGCAUUGGGUUCUUGGUCACCUCCCUGACCAAGGCCCUUCUCCCCCGAUUGCUCAGUUUGGCCGGGCGGCCAGCUCUAGGAAGAGUCUUGGUGGUUCCAAACUUCUUCCAUUUUAAGAAUGAUGGAGGCCACUGUGUUCUUGGGGACCUUCAAUGCUGCAGAUAUUUUUUGGUACCCUUCCCCAGAUCUGUGCCUCGGACAAUUCCUUCGACCUCAUGGCUUGGUUUUUGCUCUGACAUGCACUGUCAACUGUGGUACCUUAUAUAGACAGGUGUGUGCCUUUCCAAAUCAUGUCCAAUCAAUUGAAUUUACCACAUGUGGACAUCUGAAGGAUGAUCAAUGGAAACAGGAUGCACCUGAGCUCCAUUUCGAGUCUCAUAGCAAAGAGUCUGAAUACUUGUGUAAAUAAGGCAUUUCUGUUUUUAUUUUAAAUUGGCAAACAUUUCUAAAAGCCUGUUUUCAAUUUGUCAUUAUGGUGUAUUGUGUGUAGAGGAAGGAAAAAAAUAAAUGUAAUCAAUUUUAGAAUAAGGCUGUAAUGUCACAAAAUGUGGAAAAAGUCAAGGGUCUGAAUACUUUCCGAAUGCACCAUACGUAAAAAUGGUAUGCACACAUGACUGUAAGUCGCUUUGGAUAAAAGCGUCAGCUAAAUUGGCAUAUUGUAUUAUUAUUUUACAUUGUCAUGGAACACUGGUCACUUUUAAUGUUUACAUACUGUUUUACCCACUUCAUAUGUAUAUAUAUAUACUGUAUUCUAGUCAUUGUUCAUCCUAUAUAACUACUGCUGUACACACCUUUUAUAUUCAUAUACACUCUAUACACACGUGUGUAUGUACACUACCGAUGAAUAGUUUUAGAACACCUACUCAUUCAAGGGUUUUUCUUAAUUUUUACUAUUUUCUACAUUGUAGAAUAAUAGUGAAGACAUCAAAACGAUGAAAUAACACAUAUGGAAUCAUGUACUAACCAAAAAAGUGUUAAACAAAUCAAAACAUAUUUUAUAUUUGAGAUUCUUCAAAUAGCCACCCUUUGCCUUGAUGACAGCAAUGCACACGCUUGGCAUUCUCUCAACCAGCUUCACCUGGAAUGUUUUUUCCAACAGUUUUGAAGGAGUUCCCACAUAUGCUGAGCACUUGUUGGCUGCUUUUCCUUCACUUUGCGGUCACACUCAUCCCAAACCAUCUCAAUUUGGUUGAGGUCGGGGGAUUGUGGAGGCCAGGUCAUCUGAUGCAGCACUCCAUCACUCUCCUUCUUGGUAAAAUAGCCCUUACACAGCCUGGAGGUGUGUUGGGUCAUUGUCCUGUUGAAAAACAAAUGAUAGUCCCACUAAGCCCAAACCAGAUGGGAUGGCGUAUCAUUGCAGAAUACUGGUUAAGUGUGCCUUGAAUUCUAAACAAAUCACAGACAGUGUCACCAGCAAAGCACCCCCACACCAUAACACCACCUCCAUGCUUUACGGUGGGAAAUACACAUGCAGAGAGCAUCCGUUCACCUACUCUGUGUCUCACAAAGACACGGCGAUUGGAACCGAAAAUCUCAAAUUUGGACUCUUCAGACCAAAGAACAGAUUUCCACUGGUCUAAUGUCCAUUGCUCGUGUUUCUUGGCCCAAGCAAGUCUCUUCUUCUUAUUGGUGUCCUUUAGUAGUGGUUUCUUUGCAGCAAUUCGACCAUGAAGGCCUGAUUCACACAGUCCCCUCUGAACAGUUGAUGUUGAGAUGUGUCUGUUACUUGAACACUGUGAAGCAUUUAUUUGGGCUGUAAUUUCUGAGGCUGUUAACUCUAAUGAACUUAACCUCUGCAGCAGAGGUAACUCUGGGUCUUCCAUUCCUGUGGCUGUCCUCAUGAGAGCCAGUUUCAUCAUAGCGCUUGAUGGUUUUUGCGACUGCACUUAAAUAAACUUUAAAAGUUCUUGAAAUGUUCCGUAUUGACUGACCUUCAUGUCUUAAAGUAAUGAUUGACUGUCGUUUCUCUUUGCUUAUUUUAGCUGUUCUUUCCAUAAUAUGGACUUGGUCUUUUACCAAAUAGGGCUAUCUUCUGUAUACCCCCCCCCCCUCUACCUUGUCACAACACAAAUGAUUGGCUCAAACGCAUUAAGAAGGAAAGAAAUUCCACAAAUUAACUUUUAAGAAGGCACACCUGUUAAUUGAAAUGCAUUCCAGGUGACUACCUCAUGAAGCUGGUUGAGAGAAUGCCAAGAGUAUGCAAAGCUGUCAUCAAGGCAAAGGGUGGCUAUUUGAAGAAUCUCAAAUAUAAAAUAUAUUUGUUUAACACUUUUUUGGUUACUACAUGAUUCCAUAUGUGUUAUUUCAUAGUUUUGAUGUCUUCACUAUUAUUCUACAAUGUAGAAAAUAGUAAAAAAAUAAAGAAAAAGCCUUGAAUGAGUAGGUGUGUCCAAACUUUUGACUGGUACUGUAUAUAUACAUAUACAUGCAUACAGUGCAUUGGGAAAGUAUUCAGACCCCUUGACUUUUUCCACAUUUUGUUACGUUACAGCCUGAACUGUAACUCAGUGAAAUCUUUGAAAUGGUAAUUUUGUAUUUGUUGUUCUCUCUGCGUGUGUCACACAGAGCGAGAGCCCUGUGGAGCUACGACACCGUUAGGAGCUAGUAACAUAAGCAUUUAACUGCACCUGCCAUAACAUCUGCAAUUCUGUGUACGCAACCAAUUUGGCCGUUGACAGACACGACCACAGGGCUGAGCCCGUUGACAGAUACGACCACAGGGCUGAGCCCGUUGACAGAUACGACCACAGGGCUGACUGAGAAGACAGCGUCUGAUGUGAGAGAUGUAGACUAACAGUGCCAUCUUGUGGUGAUCAUCAGGUACAUCUAAUCGCCCUCACCUCAUAACUGAAACCUCACAUUGUUAGCAGUUUAACACCAAAAGUAGAUCAUUUAUUAUCCAUUUGGUUAGAACUCGCAAUGUAUUCACAGAUCUAAUGCUCUCUCUCUCUCUCUCUCUGUGUGUGUGUCCUUGUUGGCCUCCCUAGGUGGGUCCAAUUCUAUGGCUGGGCCCUCAAGACAGAUGACGUCAUCAAGGGUCUGUGUGAACAGGGGAAGAAGAACCUUCUGCUGGUCCCCAUCGCCUUCACCAGCGACCACAUGGACUGGACAUGA
Messenger RNA from Coregonus sp. 'balchen', 3461 nucleotides. NCBI's taxonomy places the organism in Eukaryota, Metazoa, Chordata, Actinopteri, Salmoniformes, Salmonidae. The record is from the annotation of a GenBank genome assembly.